This is a messenger RNA of Trametes versicolor FP-101664 SS1, 885 nucleotides long. RefSeq lists its product as uncharacterized. The transcript is spliced from 2 exons. The record is from RefSeq and is a predicted model, not a curated record. The annotation marks the transcript as partial. NCBI's taxonomy places the organism in Eukaryota, Fungi, Basidiomycota, Agaricomycetes, Polyporales, Polyporaceae.
UGGACGCCGCAGCAUCCGAAGUACCAGGAGACCAUGCGAUACAUGCGGCAUCAAGAAUUCCACAAUGCCCUUGAUAGGGUCCAACAGCUCGUCGCUCAACGUCUUCUGGAGCUCACGAAGGCGAACAUGACAGGCAUGGGCUACAAGAUGCGUACGUCGAUCGGGAAAGCUCUCAAGGCGCGCGGGAAAGCCAUCCGGUCAGCGUUGAACAAGUACAACCGACUCGCCUUGCAGAUGAAGCCCCCCGCGCCACAACUCUUGUGGAAGGACGUCGUUACAUACACGUUCAUCUCCGAGUUCGAGCUCUUGCGUCAUUCAUACACAGACCGAGACAUCACAUCCGCUCCGUGGACAAAGCAACGCAAUCGGGAGGUGACGUCGAUGUAUUUCAAGGUCCUUGGCGCGCGGAAGGAGAUGCAACGCAUCCACGUGGAGGCACGUCGUCUGCACACGUCGAUAGUUGUAGAGCGUCUUGAGUACGAAGCCGCUAUCCGAACGACCAUGCCCACCGACCCAUGUCUUGCCGGGGAGCUCACUGCCACCUACCGUUCACGUUCACGAAUCCAUGACACGCUCCUUGCUCGACUUCGCGCCCUCUAUGACCUCCCAGGAUACACGGGAACGCGUACGCCAGGAGUCCCAGUUGGACGCGGUAGAGACCUUGUGCUUGCUUGGCAGGCUACCACCCACAAAACCUCGGCACAUGCGUCCGCUGCCAGCGACAAAUCCGAGCCCUCCGUACCCGGAACGGAUAGUCUCAGUGGACGACACGAAGGAGCUAUGGAGGAUGGAGAGGAUGGCGAUCUGGACGACGUGCAUGCUAACGACGCUUUGAACGAAGACAUGGUAAGGUUGACAGAGACAUUGGAAGGGCUGCCACUGUAG